Messenger RNA from Gongylonema pulchrum, 1047 nucleotides. The record is from the annotation of a GenBank genome assembly. Lineage: Eukaryota; Metazoa; Nematoda; Chromadorea; Rhabditida; Gongylonematidae.
AUGAACAGUGCAGCAGCCAUGCUAAAGGUCGAGAAUUCAAUUCCGCUGGUGCUUAGUGAUGAUCGGAAACGUGCCCAGUACGAUCAGUUUGGUGCUGAUCCAUUUCAGCAGCGACAUACUGCCGGUGCAACAAGCUAUAAUGCAGACGGCUGGCAGUACCAAUCAACAAUUGAUCCUGAGGAAUUGUUUAGGAAAAUGUUUGGCGGUCGGAGUCCUUUUUCGGACUUUAGUAAUGCUUUUGGCGACUUUGCGGAUUCCUCUGAUGGUUUCGAAGAUUCAAAGGAGCAUGUAAUGAAUAUCACUUUCGAAGAAGCGGCCCGUGGAGCCCAGAAGACUGUCAAUUUGAAUGUUGUCGACGAUUGCCCGGCUUGUUUUGGCAAAGGAGUCCAACCAGGCUACAAAAAGGUAUCAUGCCCGUACUGCAACGGUACUGGCUACGUAACGCAACAGCUUGGCGGAUUUUACAUGCAAUCAUCGUGUGGUCGCUGUCGUGGGACAGGUUCAUAUAACAAAAAUCCGUGUUUGAACUGCGAAGGACACGGUCGAACUGUGCAACGGCGUACUGCCACAAUCACUGUACCAGCCGGUAUAAAUGAUGGUGAAACUGUUCGAAUGCCUAUGGGCAAGUCGACGAUAUUCAUCACGUUCAGGGUGGCACCGUCAUCACGUUUUCGACGCGAUAAAUUUGAUAUUCACUGCGACGUAGAAAUAUCUGUAGCACAGGCGAUCCUUGGCGGCACUGUCAAAAAGUUAAAUUAUUCGGGCUAUGGAGAUCAGUAUAUCAACAUCAAAGUGAAAGUACCAAAACGUUUGACCACCAGGCAAAAAGCACUAAUACAGGCAUGGGCCGAACUAGAAACCGAUACUCCAGGCACAAUACAAGGAAUUAGUAGUACUGUUGAAGAUGAUGAAAGGAGAAAAGCAGAGGGGUCGACAGUAGUGGAUGAUGAUGAUGAUGAUGGAAGAGAAAGAAGUCAAGACGGGGAAGAGAAAGGGAAUAACGAGGAAACAAUUUUGGGGCGAUUGAAAAAAGCACUUUUCGGAUAG